AUGCCCUCUCUUUUCCUCGUUUUAGCUGCAGCCUCGGCUGCCAGUGCCAGCGUUGACGUUGUUUGGCAAUAUGCGAAAGCAUCUCAAAGUUCACUCAGCGUCUAUAAUGGCACUUCCCUGCUUGCACAGAGCUGCUCCAGCUUUCUCUCGGAUGAAACUACCAGUAUUGACUUCUCUGAUGUUGACGAGAAUGGCUUUGGUAAUUUUACUGUCGGCCAUAAACACUACCUUGUCCACUCGAAGGCUGAGUAUUCUGGUGGGCCAAUCUGCAUCAAGAAGUUCAACCACGAGGCAACUGUGGUUGAAUGCUCUGGUGUUAAUUGGGAGCCCUCUCCCAAAGUCAAAAUCGAUCACAACUGCCAUUCCAAAGAACACGAGACUGUCUUUCGUUUCCUCAACUCCAAGAACUCAAAGUCUUUUGCCAAGCGAGAGCCAAGCCCGAUCAAUGAUCCCCCGCCCUGCUCAGUUCUGACGAUGACUUCACUUGUCGGUGAUGGUGAUCCUCAUCAGAACUACUUCCACAAACAGCUUUCUGAAGUUGUCAGUUGCGGUUCAGCACCUUCAUGCAGUGUGGGAAAUACCCAGUCGGUAUCUUAUACCAUCGGAUGGACUGCAAGCUUAACUCCUGUAAGCUGGAUCAGUGGCGGAUUCUCUGUUUCCGAGAGCUGGUCGACUGGUAAUACCUAUUCCUGUACCGGGAGCACUGGUGAAGACGUUUGUGUUUGGUAUAACACUGCUCAUACCGCUUACACUGUUCAGAACAUGCAGCGAGACUCCUGUGCGGUAGGAGGCGGCUGGGAUGCUGAUGGAGACCCGUUCGUUAUGUUUUCACCUAACGCAAAUAACCGCGGGGGUGGUUACUACUGCGUCAUAGGCACAUGCAGAGCUCAGGGUGAUAACUAUUGGGAUUACAGUGGUCGGGCUGGUGGCCCUUAG
Fusarium coffeatum is the source of this 936-nucleotide messenger RNA. RefSeq lists its product as uncharacterized. NCBI's taxonomy places the organism in Eukaryota, Fungi, Ascomycota, Sordariomycetes, Hypocreales, Nectriaceae. The transcript has 4 exons. Bases 1 to 936 code for a protein of 311 amino acids. The record is from RefSeq and is a predicted model, not a curated record.